Messenger RNA from Brassica napus (rape), 795 nucleotides. RefSeq names its product glycine-rich protein 5. NCBI's taxonomy places the organism in Eukaryota, Viridiplantae, Streptophyta, Magnoliopsida, Brassicales, Brassicaceae. The transcript has a single exon. The coding region runs from base 149 to 604 and encodes 151 amino acids. The record is from RefSeq and is a predicted model, not a curated record.
CAUUCAUUCUCCUAUAUAAGCCUCCCAAUGUCUUAUGCACUCUUCACUACUCUCUCUACUUAGCAAAAACACACAACAAAGUUUUUUUUUUUUUUUUUUUUGCUAAAUAACACACAACAAAGUUGGUUUACAUAAAGAGUAACAAGAGAUGGCAAUUAAGUGUUUAGCCGUGUUCCUCGUUGCUCUCACGGUGGCUCAUUCCGUCACCGCCACAAGACCGGCACCGGCCAAGAAUGUCGGAGCUGGUCUUGAAGACCAAAAGAACUUUGUUGCGUUUGCUGGCGUCGGUGGAGCUGCUGGAGUUGGUGGUGUUGGGACAGGUCUUGGUGGUGUAGCCGGUGGAGUUGGUGGUGUCGCCGGAGUUCUACCUGUAGGUGGAGUAGGCGGCGGAAUUGGUGGUCUUGGAGGUGGUGUAGGUGGUCUCGGUGGUGUUGGUGGUCUAGGGGGUGGUUCGGGUCUCGGUGGUGGAAUAGGUGGUGGUUCAGGUCUUGGCGGCGUAGGUGGACUCGGCGGUGUAGGUGGACUCGGCGGUGUAGGCGGAGUCGGUGGUUUGGGAGGAAUUGGCGGUGGAAGCGAUUGCGGUGGCGUUCUACCUCACCCUUGAUAUUAAAAACGUUUUUCUAUAUAAACCAAAGAUCGAUCCAAGGGUUUAUAAUGUUUGUAUCAGUUUUCUAAUGUUGUAAGUUUUUAUUUUCCCGAUGUUAUGUUUAAGUCUUUGCUUGUUUUUUUCAUGCUGUUUGUUAUUAAUUACUUGAGAUAAUACUUGUGCUAUCAAUAAAUAGAGUAUUUAUUUUG